This is a messenger RNA of Diaporthe citri, 1074 nucleotides long. RefSeq lists its product as uncharacterized. Gene Ontology annotation, cellular component: mitochondrial inner membrane. NCBI's taxonomy places the organism in Eukaryota, Fungi, Ascomycota, Sordariomycetes, Diaporthales, Diaporthaceae. Bases 1 to 1074 code for a protein of 357 amino acids. The transcript has 2 exons. The record is from RefSeq and is a predicted model, not a curated record.
AUGUCUUUCACGAUAACAUUACGCCAGGGCCCAGCCCGCCUGGCAGCCCGCCUCCCUCAACUCUCGCAAACGGUGGCAAAGACCUCCUCUCCCAGCUCCUCCAUCGCCACCCGCGCAUUCCACCGCUCCAGCCGACAACAAAAUGCCUUCUUCACGAGCAAGAACUCCCUGCUGACCUCGUCACUCGCGCGGUCCGCACCAAAUGCCUCCCUCACGGCCCGCCUCGUCUCCGCCGGCAGCAAGCGCGGCUACCAGAGCCAAGCGGCCCCAGUAGACAACGCCUCGGCCAUGCGGAAAUUGCUUGUCGGCGGUGCCAUCUUCGGCGGCACCCUCGUUGCCAUCAACGCCGUCUUCAACCGGGAGACACGCGAGGACGGCGGCAUGCCUGCCUUUGAGCGCUCGUACCUCAACAACACCUUCAUGCACACGGGCCUGGGCGUCGGCAUUAUCGGGCUCACGGCGCGGCAGAUGGUGCAGAGCGGGUUCGUCUACAGGCUGAUGGUGACGAACCCCUGGGUUGUUGCGAUAGGUGGCCUGGCGCUGAGCUUCGGCACCAUGAUUGGAACCAGGGCCAUCGAGCCUGACAACUACAUCCCCAAGUACGCACUCUGGACCGCCUUCAACGCCACCCAAGCCGCCUUCGUCGCUCCUCUCAUCGCCUUCGCCCCCGGCGCCCUCCUCGCCCGCGCGGGCCUGUACACCGUUGCCAUGAUGGGCUCCAUCUCCUUCGUCGGCGCGACCGCGAAGCAGGAGAAGUACCUCUACAUCGGCGGCCCCCUCCUCGCAGGCGCCGGUAUCGUCAUGGCCUCUGGCCUCGCGCCCCUGAUCAUCCCCGCGACCGCCGUCCGAACUCUGGCCUUUACCGAGAACAUCUGGCUGUACGGAGGACUGGCUGUGUUUGGUGGCUUCACGCUCUAUGAUGUGCAGAAGGUCCUCCACCACGCACGCCUUGCCGAGCGGGGCGUGAUUAAGCGGGACCCAGUCAACGAGAGCAUCUCGCUGGAGCUGGACUUCCUGAACAUCUUCAUCCGGAUGGUCCAGAUCCUGAUGAUGCAGCAGAACAGGAGGAAGUAA